AUGACUACAACACCCCAAGAAUUUCUCCAGUUUGCGAAAGAUAUGGGUUUAGAUUAUCAAAAAUCUCUUCUGCAGACAUCAUCAUCAUCGGUCUCGAAUGACGGUUAUUCAUUGACUGGUCUCUCAGUGCUCAACAAUCUAUGCCAUCUGAUCGAGCAGAUUCACAGUUUGAAAGCUGAAAAUAACCAUUUGCGUGCUCACUUGGAUUUAGUUAAUCAUGUCGAAAAAUUCUUGUACAAGAACGGAGGUGAUUCCAAACUUAAUCAUCAAAACAACAAAAAAUAUCUUCAUUCAGCGAUACCGAUACACCAUGGUGAUGGAAUCGGUGAUGAAGAGAAAAGUUUUACACUAUCACCUUCCAAUUCAUUAAAAAUUAAAAAACGUGGCUCGCCAACAUUGUCGAUCAGCAGCCGAGAGCGACAAGGAACGGACUUUCUCAAUACUCAUGAAGAUUCACCAUCAUUGACACAUGUUGAUCACGAUCAACCUGAAGCCACCGAGACGACACCGAAUUGGAAUAAUUGGAAUAAACUUCGUCAUGCGUUAAGUUUCUCUCGUCGCCGAAAACACCGUUCACCUAUGAGUCCUAUUCUGCCGCACACAGAACGAACGAUUCCUGCGAUAAGUAUAUCAUUUGAAAGUGACGAUGAUCGUUUAAAUGAUCCUAAGCAUCGACGGAAGAAAACUCAGCCGAUUCGAACAGCGAACAAUAAUCGACGAGAGCUCAAUAACGAUGAUUCGGAAGAUGAGGAAUUGGUCGAAUUUCGACGACAAGGAAUCUCUCCUGCAUCGACCUCCUCCUAUCUACCUAUCAGUUCAACAAUGAUGGAUGAUGAUAACUCCUUCUCACGCAAACCAUCGAAAAUAGCUCAUUAUCGUCAUAAAUUAUAUUCAAAACUUCAUACAGUUAAAAAACAAUUCAGCGAUCAAAACUCCAUGUUACGUCCAUUGACGAGUGCACAUAGUUCGACGUUCGAUGAUAUCGGUUCGGGACUGAAUCAUGCUUUGCUAUCAAGUCAAUUAGCAUCAGCAAUGACGAAAUCCUAUCAACAGAAAAUGCGUGAAUGGCAGAGUUUACAGAAGAGUAACUUUUUAGUCAAUUAUCGUCGACAAUCUAUUAUCAAUAAAAACGAUAUCAAUAAUUUUUCACGAAAGCCAUCGGUUGCCUCUCUUGUCAACGAUCCGCAUGUACCCGCCAUUGAGAUAUCAAAUGCCGAAAUGGAAAACAAUGUCGUGCCACUUAGUCCCAUACUGUCGCCCAAUCAACGCUCUUUGAUUCUUCACCAGUGGCGUGAAAUCAUGUGUGAAGAAAUUUGUUUACGAGAAUACCACGAAUAUCUAGAACGAAAAAUGCAAGAAUUAAAGGAACUUGAAGAGAACUUAAAAAGUUUGAAAACCAAUAUUUUCUGUACAACUAAGCAAAAGCUGACCCUCAAACAUCGCUCAAUGUCAAGUAUUGAACAGCUCGAUCAAGAUAUUUUAGAUCAAAAUCGACGAACCGAUUUGCCACAACGUUGUCGAUCGUUGCAGUCGCUAGUAACAGUACCAGCCUCAUGGAUCUUAGCAGUACAGAGCGCAGCCUAUUCGGAUAUCCUGGAUGGAACGUCGAAGAGAACUACCGAACGAGCGAUAAUAUUCAAUAAGAAUUUCUUCAACCAAUUAAAGCAUUUCAAGGAUGAACGACAGCAUUUCCAGCAAGAUACAUUGAAAAAGUUUCAAGAAUUAAGACAUUCGAAAACAAACAGUUCACCUGAUGAACACUCGAAAUCGAAUCGAGCACGUACAAAAGUGAUACUUACUCGCGCAUGUCUACGCAAAUUCUCCUAUACAUCAACGAAUGAAUUUCCUCAAUCAUUUCUCUCAAAUCCAAUGAUUCCAUUACAAACAACGAUCUCAAAAUUGGAAACAUCGUCGUUCAUCGAUCUUCUUUCCUCGCCGACGAAUCAUGAACAAGACGCCAAUUUUUCCUCAACAACGACGUUGAACAAACGAUCGAAACGCGCACGUUUUGACUUCAAGAGAACCUUGCAGCGAAGUAAAAGUAUGUGUAUGACGCAAUUCAAUUCUUGGUUUCAACGUCGUCGACAACAGCAUCUAUCCGAGUCUCGAAGGAAAUCUGCUGUUGAUCCAAAAACGAACAAAGACUCCAAAAUAUCUCCGUGUUCAACACCAAAAUUCCUGGGUUCGCCGCGAUUAGCCCGUAUUCAUCAACGUAUUUUCAAACAGCACCCGUCGCCGGUUGAACCUCUAAUAGAAUCACCUUCAUUCUCUUCGCCAUUAUUGGAUGACUCCGACGAACAAUUUCAAAAGAUCGAACAUCCUGUUCGCAUUUAUUUACCAGCACGAAAUUCUCCAUCGACGCGGCAUGUUCGCAUUACUGACGCCACGUCAGUUGUAGAGAAUAAUAAUAAUAACAAUAAUAAUAAUAAUGCAACACCACCUAUGUCAAAAAUAGCGUCGCCGAUACUACAGCGACGAAAUUUUACAUCUGCAUUAAAAACAACUGCUCGAGAACGACGAGAAAGUUUUGCGGCACAGUCCAAAAGUUCUUAA
Messenger RNA from Adineta ricciae, 2553 nucleotides. The record is from the annotation of a GenBank genome assembly. NCBI's taxonomy places the organism in Eukaryota, Metazoa, Rotifera, Eurotatoria, Adinetida, Adinetidae.